Molecule: messenger RNA, 351 nt
Organism: Striga asiatica
Lineage: Eukaryota; Viridiplantae; Streptophyta; Magnoliopsida; Lamiales; Orobanchaceae
Source: the annotation of a GenBank genome assembly
AUGGGUUGUCUCUCAUUUUCAUGGCGUCCGUCGGAGGAUUCGGCACCAUCUCCUAUGUUCCGGGCGGAUCUUCGGACGCGCUUUGCUGGUGGAGUUCUCGGAGACGCCGUGAAGGUCGGGUCUGAUAGGUUUUUAAAUUGGGAGAUGGAGUGUGAAAUGGAGUUGCAGAGUGAGAAUGGGAGAGUGGAAGUUAGAUCAGAUGAGGGUUUAAUUGAGGUGUUAAUUAACGAUUUCAUGGCGGUUUUGGAGGAUUUGAAGGGCAGUUUGACGGCGGCGGAGAGGAAUUCCACGGCGGAGGUUUGCAGCGACGACCGGAGAUUCCAUAUCCCGUUUUAUGUCCGUCAGGUAUAA